This is a messenger RNA of Monopterus albus (swamp eel), 5741 nucleotides long. It is a transcript of the gene frmd6, whose product is annotated as FERM domain containing 6. Gene Ontology annotation, biological process: positive regulation of hippo signaling. The transcript is spliced from 15 exons. Lineage: Eukaryota; Metazoa; Chordata; Actinopteri; Synbranchiformes; Synbranchidae. The record is from RefSeq and is a predicted model, not a curated record. The coding region runs from base 531 to 2354 and encodes 607 amino acids. Gene Ontology annotation, cellular component: cytoskeleton; cytoplasmic side of apical plasma membrane.
UCAGGUCCAGCGCGAACAGUGUGGUUGUCGGUGAAGGAGGAGGAUUGAAGACUCUUCUCCGAAACUUAUCCAAGUCCUUCCCAAUCGGAUUUCUUUCCUUCUGUUUUUGAAAGAACGUAGACAAACCCGGUUGGAUUACCUCUCUUGUAAGGAAUAACGUUUUGCUUAUUGAAAGGAUCCUCUGACUUCAUUUCAAAGAAGGUGAAUAGGAAAGGGUCCGAGCAGACAGUCAGGCUGUCGACGGAGGAUUUCAGCAGACAGUGAAAAGUUCAUCAAAGUCAAACAGCUGACAACAUGUCAGCAGAACCGGUGGCGGACUGCAGCUUGGGUCCCUAUGCCCUGUCUUGUGUGUGCUGCUUGGCUUGCUGAGCCCUCAGGUACUGGUCUGUCUGCGUUGGGCGUCAGCUGAAGCAGGGAUACAGCGACUGUGUGGUGCUGUUGGUGUCUUCUGUGGUGGAGGCGGGUCAUCGGAGGGCCCAGAGGCCCGGUAGCAGGUGGAGGGGCCUGUCCUGUCUUAGCCACACACGAAGAUGAACAAACUGAACUUCCACAACAACAAAACCAUGCAGGACCGCCGCUGUGUCUGUGUCUUUCUGCCCAAUGACGACACGCUCAAUAUCAUAGUCAACGUGAAGACUUUGUGUCAGGAACUGUUUGUCCAGGUGUGUGACCUCCUCAGGCUGAAGGACUGUCACCUGUUUGGACUCAGCGUUAUUCAGAAUAAUGAACACAUCUAUAUGGAGUUGGACCAGAAACUAUCCAAAUACUGCCCCAAAGAAUGGAAGAGAGAAGCCAGCAAGGGCAUCGACCAGUUCGGACCUCCAGUGAUCAUUCACUUCAGAGUUCAGUAUUACGUUGAGAAUGGGAGACUGAUCAGUGACCGCGCAGCCAGGUACUACUACUACUGGCACUUGAGGAAACAGGUGCUGCUCUCUCAGUGCGUCCAAAGGGAGGAGGCCUACUUCCUCCUGGCCACCUUCGCCCUACAGGCCGACCUCGGCAACUUCAAACGCAACAAGCACUUUGGGAAGUACUUUGAACCCGAAGCCUACUUCCCCCCGUGGGUGAUAGCCAAGCGUGGCCGUGAAUACAUCCUGAGGCAUAUCCCAAACAUGCACAAAGACCAGUUUGCUCUCACGGCUUCAGAGGCGCACCUCAAAUACAUUAAGGAGUGUGCCCAGCUUGAUGACGUCACUGUCCACUAUUAUAGACUUUACAAGGACAAGAAGGAAGUAGAGGCAUCUCUUACAUUGGGACUGACUUUACGUGGGAUCCAAAUAUUCCAGAACGUUGGCUCUGUGAGGCAACUGUUGUACGACUUCCCCUGGACCAAUGUCGGGAAACUGGUGUUUGUGGGGAAGAAGUUUGAAAUCCUCCCUGAUGGUCUGCCCUCGGCCCGUAAACUCAUCUAUUACACAGGUUGUCCAAUGCGCUCUCGUCACCUCCUGCAGCUGCUCAGCAACAGCCACCGGCUCUACAUGAACCUGCAGCCGGUUCUCAAACAAGUCCGUAGACUGGAGGAGAACGAAGAAAAGAAGCAGUACCGGGAGUCAUACAUCAGCGAUGCUCUCGAGCUGGACAUGGAGCACCUGGACAAGCAUUCCCGGGCUAGUGGCAGCAGCGCAGGGAGCGUUUCUCAUCAAAACCGCCUGUCUCGCCACUCCACAACCAGCCAAGGCAGCUCACACACCUCUGGCAUUGAGACCGACAGCUUCAGGGCCCUGGGUCAGACCCCUCACCGGCCCCUGCGAACCUGCAGCUCGUCCACAACCAGUCACGGAAGUUCACACACCUCUGGCAUCGAGAGCAGUGGCAAGGAGCGCAUAUUAGACGAUGACGAGAUCGAGAUGCUGGUGGAUGACCCCAAAGACUAUGAGGAGAUACAUGAGAUGGCUCUGGACCAGGAGUUGUGUAUCCACAUCACUGAGGACAUGCUGACUAUGUCACCCGACCAGACCAAUGGAUACUCAGGACUGAUAGUGAAAGACAUUAGCUCCUCCACUUCCAGCUCCUCUGAGACUGUCGUCAAGAUGAGAGGACAGAGCAUUGAGUCUCUGCCACAGACAUCUGCAUGCAGGAAGCCUCAGUCAUCGACUGACCGGCACAGCCAGUCACUGGACGACAUCCGGCUCUACCAGAAGGAUUGCCUGCAGUGGGCGGAGCUCUGCCAGGACACCGCCCACAGCUACACGUUUGGCUGCACUCAGGAGCUGAGUGACGCUGGCUGCUACCAGGGCCUGGCUGAUCAGCGAGCCGGCAUGCUUGGUGAGCAGCACCCCUUCCCCAUCAAGAGAACCAACAAGUACUUCUCUCUGGACUUGACCAGCGACGAGGUCCCAGAGUUUGUGGUGUGAAGGAGGCAGAAACAAGGCGACCUCAGGGUGACCUCUUCACACCUCCUUGUCAGAUGAGGAGAUGUUUCAGCCCUCAGGGAAUGAGACAAGAGAGGAGUACUAGAGGUGUGGUUUCUGUUCUUGCAACAAGCAGAAGGGAUGAGGAAACUGGCAACAAGAUUGCUGUCCCUUCAGUUACCACUCAAAAUGUAGAAGGCAUGAUAAGUGAACAGACAAGGAGGAUUGUGGCUGAAAUGGGAUUUUUAAGGAUGAACACUGGGCUCCAGAGAACAAAAGAGAGUGUGCCAUCUUCUAUGAAAAAAAAAAUUUAUACAAAUGACUCCUCCAAACUAAUUUCAAGAUCCACACAUAGUGUUUGCCUGCUUUAAUGAGUCAUAAAAACACAGUGUGCGUGCACGAAGGCACACACCAUACAGACUCAUACACAGACAUGAGCACUAUGUCAGAAAUCUUCUGUGGAGGACACAUAGGACAAAAUCACUGAGCUACAAACCAAAGAAGAAAUGGAAAUAAACUGACAUCUGUUUCUGCAUCCACACUAUUGUCACAGUGUGCAGCCAUGAUGAAAAUGUGUCAAAGUCAUGGUGAAAGGGAAGGUGGACCCAUACUUCUUUGAGAGAGACCAGCCGUGGGUCCUCAUUUUUCCUUUCUUCUAUGCCACUUCAUUUUACCUCAACAGGAAGUGCAGUGUGCCAACACCUCCUCUCAGACUGAACUUGUAAUUCUGUGAACACACACUCAAUGUGCCUUCAUCACACUGUGCAGGUGUCCAACCCUUGCCUUGACAAUCACACACCUUCACCUUAGUUAUUUUAAAAGAUCCAAGCCAUCAGAAUUCAAAGUUUUACUUUACAUUUCAUUUGCAUACCCAGCUAUUGUAGUUUAUUAGCAUCUUAAAGCUACAAUAUGUGACAUUGAAAAAUCAAGCUAGUGCUAGCAUGAGACUCUAAAAUCCUCUGCUCUGCUCUGCUCCUCGCUCCACCUGACCCAUUGUGAACACCGAACCAGUCAAACACCUUCACCGUUUGGAGAGAAAUUCAAAGUUAGUGGGCACAUUCAUCUGGCGGGCACUAAAAUAAUGCAAGUCACCGAGCUUACUGCCCUGCUUCGUGUUGACUGUAGACACAGCACGACUGUAUGGCAACUUCACUACAGGACAGGACAACAUGACACAUUUUCAGCCAGCACAGUUUGUGAACAUUGGCAGAGAAUGAACAAGUGCAUCCUGAAAAAGGCAUGUCACAAAAACACUUUGUCACUCCAUCACAUACAGGACACAUGUUUGAAAACACAUCUGAAACUGAAUAAAACACACUGUUGAGUGUAUAGCUACAUCACUGUAAUAACUGAAGGGAGUAGCACAUAACUGAGCUCCCACCCCCGACUGUGGCCUUCUCUGAUUGGUUAGAGAACAGUUCUGGUCAAAGCCCUUUAGAAGGGAAUAUCUCUGCAUUGCUGCCUGGCUGUUUGAUGACUCACUGAUAGUCCCUCUCCACAAUAAGAUCAGUUUUGGGGGAUGUUUUCACUAGAAGAAAUACUUGAAAAAUGUUACAUACUGCAGCUUUAAAUAACAAAAGAUUCUGAAGUGAAACUGUUUCAUGUCCUGUGAAAUCCGACCAUGUUUCCUGGGUGGAAUGAGGUAGAGUAAGUUCCUACGUGUCCUGACUCGCAUGAAGCUUGUGGCCACAAGACCAUCUCUUUAAUCUAGACACAAAAUGGAGCCUGGGUUGGCUGCCACCCAAAACAAACCAUACAUUUAGAUGCUUAAGUAUGUCUUCCUUUGAUUCUUCUUUUUCUUCUCUCAUCUUAAACUGGAAUUUAUUUCAUUGUUUAUUUGUCAUCCUCUCAUUUCACCUGAAAUCUCUUCAUGUUGUCUUUUGGAAUGAAUUGUUUAGACUUAUAUAUGUUGAGCAGUUAUUCUGUACGUAGUUGUAUUACCAUCAGCAUUCAGUAUUACCAUCAAAAUGUAUGUGACAGUAUUAAGGACGUGUGAUGUUUGCGGCUCUGAACAAGAAAGACUGGUUUUACCGUUUUUAUCUCACAGUUAGAUUCAUGAGACCUGACACCUGUGCUGGCUGACAGGAUGUAUUACAAGCUGUUAUUACUCCUAAAUCACACCUCAGAUUUCAGUAGACUACAACAGUGUGAAUGACGACAGGAGGUUGUUGCAGAUUAAAACAACAAACAGUGUUUUUACUUAUAAAUCACCUGCAGUUCAAACUGAAAGUGCCACAGUCAAGACUUUAAAAUUUAGUUUUUUUUCCAUUCAAAUCAAUGAUGUUAUUGUUGUUUGUUUUAGAUGCAACCAGAAUAUUUGAACUACUCUUGUGAAGAGGUUUUUUUAAAACAUUAUUAUACUCCUGUUUGAAUGAGGUGGAAAACCCUGCACCAUACAGUAACCUUUACCAUAACUGUUGAACAGCAUCUUGGUUUAAAAAUGAACUUUGGACUUCUACAAAACAGCUUUCCAAGUUGUUGAAAUGAUUUUUUAAAUUAUAAAAAAAGACUGGCUUCUGCUAAUAUAUGAUAUUAAAGGGAAAUGUGCGUAUUUACUUUCUUGGAAGACAGGAUUCAUACUUUUGCAUCAGUAAACAAAAUAUGAAGCUAUAGCCAGCAGCCAAUUAGCUUAGCUUAGCAUAAAGACUCAAAACAGGAAAAUAGUUAAAGAAAAUCCAUCUCCCACACCACUAGAAGUCACUAAUUACCACAUUAUAUCUCAUUAGAUUAAUCUGUACAAAACCAAGGUGGAAAAAAUGAGAAUUGGAUGUUUCACAGUUACAGUAUGUGCUGGAGUCAGAAUCAUGUCUUUGGAAGUGACUUCUCCCAGCCACGAAAUAGUUGGACUCACAACCUGUGUAGAAACACUGUCAAUUUUACACUUAGGUUUUUGUACAGAUAAACAAGAUAUAAUGUGUUGAUUAUUGAGCUUCAGAGGUGUUAGCAUUUUGUUACUUUUAGACAGAGCCAAGAUAGCUGUUUCCACCUGUUUUCAGUCUUUAUGCCAAGCUAAGCUACCCAGCUGCAGGCUGGAAUUAUAUGAUUACCAUGAGAGUUGAUUUAGUCUUCUCAGGAAAGUGAUUAGGUGCAUUUUUCCAAAAUGCCAGACUUGUUUAAAGGUUCAUUGGUAUAUGCCAUCCACAGAUGGGAUUAUUUUAAAAUAUAAUAAAAUAUACUAAAAUUUUAAAAUGUCAGUGUGUGAGACAUAAGUCAAAACCUCACCUGUGUUGAUCAACUUGUUAACUAGCUGAUUCAAACAUCAUGAUGUGUAAUUUUGUCACUUUCCAAUAGUAUACAAAACUUAAUUAUAUUCACAUGAGUUUUUUUGUGCAUGAGUCAUCCUAGUUCAGUGUUACAGACCCAGCUUGGCAAUAAAGCAUCUGAACAAGG